Messenger RNA from Penicillium soppii, 356 nucleotides. RefSeq names its product putative pre-mRNA branch site protein p14. The coding region runs from base 1 to 342 and encodes 113 amino acids. The transcript has 5 exons. Gene Ontology annotation, cellular component: ribonucleoprotein complex; cytoplasm; nucleus. Lineage: Eukaryota; Fungi; Ascomycota; Eurotiomycetes; Eurotiales; Aspergillaceae. The record is from RefSeq and is a predicted model, not a curated record. Gene Ontology annotation, molecular function: mRNA binding.
AUGAGCCGAAAGCUCGCCCCCGAAGCCAAUAGGAUUCUCUUCGUCAAGAACCUCAACUAUAACGUAACAGCGGAACAACUCUUCGACCUCUUCGGCAAAUUCGGCCCUAUUCGCCAAAUCCGCCAGGGUAUCGCCAAUAAUUCCAAGGGAACUGCAUUUGUUGUCUACGAGGACGUUCACGACGCCAAACAGGCAUGCGAUAAGCUCAAUGGCUUCAACUUCCAGAACAGAUACUUGGUUGUCUUGUAUCAUCAGCCAGACAAGAUGGUCCGUACGAAAGAGGACAUUUUGGAAAGGCAAGAGAAUUUAGAACGGCUCAAACAGCAACACGGGAUAGAAUGAUGUGACGAUUUCCU